Argentina anserina (silverweed cinquefoil) is the source of this 1865-nucleotide messenger RNA. RefSeq lists its product as uncharacterized. The transcript has 3 exons. The record is from RefSeq and is a predicted model, not a curated record. The coding region runs from base 422 to 1483 and encodes 353 amino acids. Lineage: Eukaryota; Viridiplantae; Streptophyta; Magnoliopsida; Rosales; Rosaceae.
AUUUCACAGACAAAAACAACAAAAAGAAGGGAGACGUUUCAUCGUCUCAUCAAUUCUCAUCUUCCAUCUCAUGUCAUCUCAUCUCUCCCAACCCCGCAACAUCUGCAAAUAAUUAUUCAAACCAAAAGAAACGUAUUACAUAGAUUGCUUUCUUCAUACAUUCAACGUUCUCUCCUCUCACCAAUUCUCAUCUUCCAUUUAUUUGGAUUCACCAGAGACACAGACACAGAGACAGAGACGACAAAACAGAUGAUCAUCAGAUUCUAAAACCCAGUUUGGUUCUUUUCUCGUUUCAUCUCUCCUUAAUUUAUGAUGAUCAAACUGAACUUGAUUUGAUCGAGAUCCCCUAAAAAGCUUCAAUCUUGAAUACAAAGAUUGAAUUUUCAUCAUCAGUCUCCCUUCUCCCUCUUUCAUUGAUUCAAUGUCUUCUCCUUCGUUUCCUUCAUCUUCAUCUUCUUCUUACACAAUGUGUCUUCCUAAUUCGCAUUUCCAAUCUUCCUCUUCCAAUUCUCAUUCCCCUCCUUCCUCUCCUCCUCCUAAUUUGAGUGCCGCCGGCGCCGGAUAUAUUGAACACACCGUCACCAAAUUCGACACGCUCGCCGGGGUCGCCAUCAAAUAUGGGGUCGAGGUGGCAGACAUUAGAAAGAUGAAUGGCCUGGUUACAGAUCAUCAAAUGUUUGCCCUCAGAUUUCUUCACAUUCCACUACCUGGGAGGCAUCCACCGUCCCAUUGUUUAUCUAAUGGUUCCAAUACCCCAGGGAGCCAGAGUAGUUCAGAUAGGUCCCCCAGAUUUACUUCUCGGAAAGCCUCCCAGGCAAUGAACUCUUUACAAAGUUAUUAUGGGCUGAAAGCAAGAAAUCAGAACUCUUUAAAAAGGGAGAUUCUUGAAAUGGCACUAUGCAAAACGGAAGGCUCCCAUAAUUUAGAAGGCGAGUCAUUAUUUGGAGCCUCGCACCAACCUUUCAGUCAUUAUAGAAAGUCAAAAAGCUUAGUUAAAUUGGAUGAGAAUCGUGAACUUUCUGAUACCAUGCCUAGUACAGAAACUAGAGAAGGCGACUCUGAUCAGUUGGGAAAAAGGAUUAGGCGGCGCCAGAAAUCUGAAGCUGACUUUCGUUGCACCCCUGAGAUGGUUUUGGAAGAUAACACUGCCAGUGGUGGGUUUUCAGCAACAGCAAUUACAGGGAAGUGCUUGGCCCUUAGACCUAAAUCAGCAGCCAAUCGAACAGCUGAUGUUGAAACAGGUGUUCCAGUAGGCCUUGGUGAUUCUUUUUUAUCAUCAGAUGCCUCUGGAGUGAGGAAGUCAUCAAGCACAUCAAAUCUGCAGGAUCAUGAUACUAGCUGUUCAGCAUCAAUCUGGUCAACUUCUAAAUGGACUUUGAAGCCAGAUUUACAAGUGUUUUCUACUGCAGCCAUUACAAAACCCAUAUUUGAUGGCUUACCUAAGCCUAUGGUUGGUCGACGAAACAAAACCGCGCUUGAUUAACUGCAUUUCAUAGUUCUCGUCAUUCAUAUUAUCAUUUUGAUCGAUGAUUUGUGGCAUCAUCCAUUACCAGUUCUUAUUGAGGAACAACAAGACGGCGGGAAUAUAUUUGAAUUCCGAUACAUCAAUGAUAGUUGAAAGAUAAGUGAGGCUCCGGUGGAUAGAGUUUGGUGCUUCUGUAGCAGUCCAAACACCUAGGCAUGUAGAUACUAUCGGAGAAGCCAACUGUUACAUUUGCAGUUUGAACACUAUUAGAGUACUAGAUAGAAAUUCUAAGGAUUUGGAACAUACCGGCCAUUUUACACAGGAUGUGGCUCUCAGGUUUACAGAAGUUUGGUUCGUGUCAUAUAUGUAUUAAUUUUAUACUAACAAUUCUUUCCGGGUA